CUGCGCAGGCGAUGCCGGAUCGUCCCGGGUCCCCUCUCCGGGACGCCGGAGCGGGACGAAGCCACCGGGACGCCCCGCACGAGGAGUGACAUGAGCGGGUGGGGGUGUCGGGGAGACCCGGCCCCCCACGGGGGACCCCACGGCACCGGGCACCGGCGGCCGUGGCGGCUGCUGCUCCUGGCCUGGCUCAGCCUGAGCUGCGGCGUCGGCUCCGCGCAGAGCCCAGCCCUGGGGACACCGGUGUGGGUCCCUGAGCCCCCAGCUCCCCCUCGGCCCCGCCGGCAGCCGCCUCGGGGUUCCUGGGGGCCCUGGGGACCCUGGAGCUCCUGCUCCAGCUCCUGCGGGGACGGCGUUGCCCUCCGCACCCGGCGGUGUCAGCGAUCCACUGAGAUGGAGCCGUGCACUGGUGACCCACGGCAGUACCGGCUCUGCCAGCUCCAGGGCUGCCCCACGGGCUCUGUGCCCUUCCGUGCCAUGCAGUGCUCCCUCUAUGACAACAAGCCCGUCCUGGGCACGCAGGGCCAGUACCGCUGGGUGCCCUUCCAUGGAGCCCCCAACCUCUGUGACCUCAACUGCUUGGCCGUGGGACACAACUUCUACUACACCUUCGGCCGGGUGCUGGAUGGGACCCAGUGCGGCCCCGGCUCCCCGGACCUCUGCGUCGGCGGGCGCUGUCUGAGCGUGGGCUGUGACGGGAUCCUGGGCUCGAGCACUCAGCCCGAUGCCUGUGGCCGGUGCGGUGGCGGCCACGACACGUGUCUCCACGUGCAUCGGCUCUUCCAGGGCACGGACCCCUCCUCCGGUUAUUUUGGGUACGUGAAUGUGACCAAGAUCCCAGCUGGAGCCACCCACAUCAAAGUGACGGACAAGAGCCGCAACUACCUUGCCCUGAUGAGGAGCGAUGGGCGCUACGUGCUCAACGGGGACUGGUCCAUCGCUUGGCCGGGGCCGUACGAGGUGGCUGGCACACGGCUGCACUACACCCGAGCCCCCGAUGGCACCGAGAGCCUGGAGGCAGCCGGACCCACCGAUGAGGACCUGCACGUGAUGGUCCUGCUGCAGGAGCCCAACCCCGGCAUCGAGUAUGAAUUCUGGCUGCCCCGUGGGCACCCCCAGCCCGGCCGUGCUGAUACCAGUCCCCUGCGGCAGCCCCAGCCCCGGGGGGCCGGCAGCCCCCCGCCCCAGGAACCCCCGGUACCCCCGGUCCCCACACCACCGCCCUGGCCCAGGGGCUCUGCCACGGAGCAACCACCAAGAACCCCCCCGAGCCAGAGUGUGUCCGGGACUGCCACAGGGCGCUGCGGGAGGUGCCGCCCGGCCAAGGGACGCUCCCAGCGCAUCUGGCACUUCUGCCAGAGCGACUUCGUGUUCCAGGGCCGUAUCCUGGCACGGCGCGUGGUGGGACGGGAGACGCGUUACGAGGUGGAGGUGAAGGCUCCGUACCGGCACCGCUUCCCGCUGGUAGCCCGGGAGUACGUUUGGGUGCCCAAUACGUGCGGGUGCCCACCGCUACGGGAGGGUGGAGAGUACCUGCUGAUGGCCCGGAGACACGUCAACUACGAGCGCACCCUGAACCGCAUCCUGCUGCAGGACAGCGGCUACGCCCGGCCCUGGACCCCGCGCGAGGAGCGGCUGGUGCGGGACGCGGCGCGGCACUGCCCGCAGCCACGCCCCCCCCGAGCCCCUCCCCCGCCUCCGUGCCCCGCGGACAGGGCGGGUGAUGGGGUCUGAGGGUGAACCCCAGGCCUGGAAUUGUUCCUGCAAGGCACUGAGCUCAUUCUGUGGCUGCAGGGGCACCCCCAGUCCCGCCUGCUGCCCCGUGCUGGGUGCUCACUGGCCUUGGGGGUGACUGGGGUGCAGAGGGGUGGAGGAGGGUGGUAAUUUAUUCUUU
Molecule: messenger RNA, 1891 nt
Organism: Colius striatus (speckled mousebird)
Lineage: Eukaryota; Metazoa; Chordata; Aves; Coliiformes; Coliidae
Gene: ADAMTSL5
Product: ADAMTS like 5
Exons: 12
Coding region: 91-1731 (546 amino acids)
Biological process (GO): extracellular matrix organization
Cellular component (GO): extracellular matrix
Molecular function (GO): metalloendopeptidase activity; protein binding
Source: RefSeq, a predicted model, not a curated record